Torulaspora globosa is the source of this 1071-nucleotide messenger RNA. It is a transcript of the gene IPA1, whose product is annotated as putative polyadenylation protein. Lineage: Eukaryota; Fungi; Ascomycota; Saccharomycetes; Saccharomycetales; Saccharomycetaceae. The coding region runs from base 1 to 1071 and encodes 356 amino acids. The transcript has a single exon. The record is from RefSeq and is a predicted model, not a curated record. Gene Ontology annotation, cellular component: nucleus; ubiquitin ligase complex; cytosol. Gene Ontology annotation, biological process: protein polyubiquitination; protein autoubiquitination; protein monoubiquitination. Gene Ontology annotation, molecular function: cyclin binding; ubiquitin protein ligase activity; ubiquitin conjugating enzyme binding.
AUGAGCGAUGCCGGGCUUGUGUUCCUCGUGGAGCAUUUGCCAAGGAUUGGUGCAACUUCAGUACUGUUGGAAGGAGCUUGUAGGCCUAAAUUCUCACUGGGUGCUGGACAGAAUUUGGAGAUGAAGGAUGAAGCUGGAAGGUUAAUUUCAAUCCCUCUGCCGACCGAAAUAGUCACUGAUGGACCUUUAAGAAUUGCUGAGAAGGGUCGGAAUUCCUAUACCGUGCGACUUAAAUCGAGACCGCAAGAUUUAGCGGCAUACAAGACUGCCAGCAAGGCUCGAAAUAUUAUUAUGUCGUUGCCGGAGGGCAAAUGGUGUAAGAAAGAGCUUGCUGAGUGUGGGUUUUUCAGAGUAAGAUGCCUUGGAUGCCAAUUUGAUAUCAUUGAUGAGCGAAAUUGCAAUAAACUUAAUGAACUUCCGUCGGAGUUCUGGCAGGAGUUGAUGGAUUACUGGCAUUGUCAUAAACCACAUCAACCAUCGCAGGAAAUAUGGUACUCAGCCAGAUACAACUCGUUGCAACCAGCCGUCGGAGAGAUCGUCAUUGGGGGCUCUUUUUUCUUAGCGCAACCAGACACCUUUGCAGGUAGAACCAAAGUUGCCAAUGGUAUUGUGCAAUGCGCUAGAUGCUGUGCAACUAUCGGGGACCAAACCAAGGACAAGCUCUACAAGAUCCGCAAAUGGCAUGUGUUUCUGAGCACAAAUGAGCGUGAAAAGGAUCUAUUUCCGCCUGAGCAGGACGUUGUGUUUACGCUGCUGAAUCUAUUAAAGGGUUACUCGACUAGAUACGUUCUACUGUCGUCUAAGGAAUCGCAACUAGUGGUUUGGAUCUUCGCCGUUGGCCUGGAUGUUACCUUAUCGAAUAAUAAGGUUCUCAAGAAUUGCAUUAAAAUCCUCUUUCGCCAGGAAAUACCAGAGGAGGAAAUGAAGAAACACAACAUCGAAAAGGUUGAGGUUGAAAGCUUACCGAUGCAAAGUUUUAUGCAGUCUCUCCAAUAUCUUAAUGGACUGCUGCCGUACAGCGCCAAGUCAUUUGGUGAGUGGAGGGUUGGUUAUGCGACCUUUGCAAAGUAA